Pyrus x bretschneideri (Chinese white pear) is the source of this 2691-nucleotide messenger RNA. RefSeq names its product proline-rich receptor-like protein kinase PERK9. The record is from RefSeq and is a predicted model, not a curated record. The transcript has 9 exons. The coding region runs from base 216 to 2402 and encodes 728 amino acids. Gene Ontology annotation, biological process: protein phosphorylation. Gene Ontology annotation, molecular function: protein kinase activity; ATP binding. Lineage: Eukaryota; Viridiplantae; Streptophyta; Magnoliopsida; Rosales; Rosaceae.
UACAUUUGAGACCCCACAAGCCGUGUGUUGAACUUCCUGUGCAGAGUUGGGAGAUAAAGAAGUUUCAAGAGAUCAAAGUUUAGGGUUUUUGUUUGGCCAUCAUUGACGAAGUAAAGCUCUGGAUAUUUGUGAAAGGAUUGAAGAUUUCGUGAUUGAUUGAAGGUUGUGGUGUGUGAGUUAUAUGGUAUCCAUUACUGGAUUUUGGGUCUAGUUAGAUGGCAACCACGUCGCCAUCUCCAAAUUCGUCUCCAUCGGCUGUGCCGCCAGCUUCUAAUACUACUUUAACAUCUCCGUCAACCGCCACACCGACACCGUCUUCUCAGCCGAAUUUGGAUUCACCAGAGUCCUCUAAGGCAACCACUCAAUCUCCGCAACCUGUUGUUUCAUCAGCUUCUCCUCCAGCCACAUCCUCACCACCUCCAACACAAACACCUCCUCCAACUCCACAAUCUGCUUCACCGCCAACCUCGCCGCCACCACCUUCAUCCAAUGUACCUCCACCAGCUUCUUAUUCUUCACCCCCACCAUCAACUUCUGGUUCUCCACCCCCACCAUCAUCAAAUCCACCGAAAAGUUCACCUUCUCCGCCACCACCAACAUCUGAUCCACCUGCAAGUUCACCUCCUCCACCGCAAUCUCCCGCACCAGUGAGUUCACCUCCACCUCCACCCUCUUCAAAGCCGCCUGAAACUUCACCGCCACCUGAAAAGUCUCCUCCACCUCCAUCAAGCCCCCCCAAAACUUCACCACGACCGUCACCAUCAGACCCACCACCGAAUUCAGCCCCAUCUCCAGCAAUUGUGCCACCCAUAAGUUCACCUCCACCAUCAGCAUCAACCCCCCCUGAAAGUUCACCUCCACCACCAGCAUCAACUCCCCUUGAAAGAUCACCGCCUCCACCAGCAUCAAUACCUCCCAGAAAAGCACCCCCGCCUCCUAGCCGUACUACUCCAGCCCCACCUGGCUCUCAACCAACCCCUUCACCUGCACCACCCAUCAUAAGAAUGUCACCACCUCCCCCCUCACGGGCUUCUCCACCAGUUCCUUCUCAAAUUCCAAGUCCACUAACAAACACUUCCAGUCCGAAUGCACCACAAAGUUCAAAUUCCAACGGCAUUGGUACCGGAGGCAUAGUGGCAAUUGGUGUAGUGGUAGGGGCAGUAGUGCUUAGCCUCGUUGGAUUGAUUGUAUGGUGCAUGAGGAGGCAAAAGAAAAAAGUAUCCGGGCUUGAAGGUUAUGCUAUGCAAUCCACUAUGGAUUCUUCUCCACGAUCAGAUUCAUCCUUCUUGAAGGCGCAUUCUUCAGCUCCCCUUGUUGGAAGCCGUUCUGGCAGUGAGUUCAUGAGUCCUCCGCCAGAACAAGCAGGAGUUGGAAAUUCAAGACCAUGGUUUACUUUUGAAGAACUAGCUAAGGCCACAAAUGAUUUUUCAUCUCAGAAUCUUUUGGGCGAAGGCGGAUUUGGUUGUGUUUAUAAGGGAUGCCUACCAGAUGGGAGAGAGGUGGCAGUAAAACAACUAAAAAUUGGAGGGGGUCAGGGUGAGCGAGAAUUCAAGGCUGAAGUUGAGAUUAUUAGUCGCAUACAUCACCGCCAUUUGGUUUCUCUGGUUGGCUACUGCAUCUCUGAUAACCGAAGGCUGCUCGUCUAUGAAUAUGUCGCUAACGAUAGCCUUUAUUUUCAUCUUCAUGGAGAAGGUAGGCCAGUUCUGGACUGGGCAACGCGUGUUAAGGUUGCUGCUGGUGCAGCUCGUGGGAUCGCUUAUCUUCAUGAAGACUGUCAUCCUCGAAUUAUUCACAGGGAUAUAAAGUCGUCAAACAUUCUUUUAGAUAACAACUUUGAAGCUCGGGUUUCAGAUUUUGGACUUGCCAAAUUAGCGCUUGAUUCAAAUACGCAUAUAAGCACACGUGUGAUGGGAACGUUUGGAUACGUGGCUCCUGAAUAUGCAUCAAGUGGGAAAUUGACUGAGAAGUCUGAUGUUUACUCUUAUGGAGUUGUGCUUCUUGAGUUGAUCACUGGACGGAAGCCUGUAGAUACAUCCCAACCCUUGGGAGAUGAGAGUCUAGUUGAAUGGGCUCGGCCGUUGUUGAGUUAUGCUCUUGAUAAUGAGGAUUUUGAAGGCGUGGUAGAUCCAAGGCUCGAAAAGAAUUAUGUGGAUACUGAAAUGUUCAGAAUGAUCGAGAUUGCUGCUGCUUGUGUGCGACAUUCUUCUGCUAAGAGAUCACGAAUGGGACAGGUUGUUAGAGCUUUCGAUAGUUUUGUUGCUUCCGAUAUAAACAACGGAAUGAGAGUGGGGGAAAGUGAGGCAUUUGACUCGGCACAACAAUCAGCUGAAAUUAGGUUGUUCCGGAGAAUGGCAUUUGGUAGUCAAAAUUACAGUACAGAUUUUUUCAGCGAAGACGUAUAGUACACAUUUGGAGCGUUAAACACUGAACUGAAAAGGGUUUUGCCAGAUUGAGCUAGAUUUGGAUUCGCUCAGCUGGGACCCUGAUCUUUCUGCAACUGGAACUGACUGCAUCGGAUGUAUAGAGUGUUCCAUCGUUCCUGUAAAGGUCCAUUUUUAGCUUCUGCCUAUAUUAUACGUUUAUGGACCGCCAUUUUUUGCCCCUGUAAUUACUUAGCCUAUGUAUGAUGAUCUUGUUGCAUCCACCAAUAUUUUUGGUGGUGUUAUAAAGGUAAUAAUUCAAUUUUGUUAA